This is a messenger RNA of Oryza sativa Japonica Group (Japanese rice), 1148 nucleotides long. RefSeq names its product ABC transporter I family member 10. The record is from RefSeq and is a predicted model, not a curated record. NCBI's taxonomy places the organism in Eukaryota, Viridiplantae, Streptophyta, Magnoliopsida, Poales, Poaceae. Gene Ontology annotation, biological process: transmembrane transport. Gene Ontology annotation, cellular component: membrane; chloroplast envelope. Gene Ontology annotation, molecular function: ATP binding; ATP hydrolysis activity.
GGAGAACCGGGCCCCCAAGGCCACAAGCCUCCAUCUACCGCUCUCACUUCUCUCGCAGAGAUGGCGCACGCCUUCGCCGGCGGCACCUCCGCCAUCUGCCGCUGCCCCCACGACCCCGGCCGAGCCGCCCUCGUAUCCCGCCCUCGCCACCGCCUCCGUGUCCUCGCGUCGUCCCUACCCACGCCGGCCAUCGAGGGCCAGGGCGUCGAGUUGUCGGUGACGACUCGGCGGGGGCGGGUGCUGCCGGUGCUCAAGGACUGCUCCCUCCGCGUCCCUCCGGGUCAGCUCUGGAUGCUCCUCGGCCCCAACGGCUGCGGCAAGUCCACCCUUCUCAAGGUUUUGGCAGGAUUUUUAAAUCCUUCUUCUGGUACAGUGUAUAUUAACAGGCCAUGCAGCUAUGUCUUCCAAAAUCCCGAUCACCAGGUUGUGAUGCCGACAGUGGAAUCAGAUGUUGCAUUUGGUCUUGGUAAGCUCAACCUUUCGUUGGAUGAGGUUAGGUCAAGAGUAUCACAAUCACUGGAUGCUGUGGGAAUGUUAAGCUACUCUCAAAGGCCAAUCCAAACUCUGAGUGGCGGGCAGAAGCAGAGAGUUGCAAUUGCCGGUGCUUUAGCUGAAGCAUCCAAAGUACUACUACUGGAUGAGCUGACCACAUUCUUGGAUGAAUACGACCAGAUGGGUGUUAUCAAGGCGGUAAGGAAAUCUGUAGGUGCUGGUGGGGAGGUUUCAGCAUUGUGGGUGACCCAUCGACUGGAAGAACUCAGAUAUGCUGAUGGUGCUAUUUAUAUGGAAGAUGGCCAGACAAUUAUUCAAGGUGAUGUGUCUACAAUAUCCAAAUAUAUAAAGAAAAAGCAAGCCCGCUACUUCGGUCACUUUGAGCUUUGAUACUUGGAAUGAAUAUGAAGCUAUGGGGAAAUUUGCCUACUCCUGUACACAUCAUAUUGUUGAAAAUCAGUUUAUUUUUUUAGGCUAUUUCCCCGCAAAUUUCUUACCUCAAUUCCAAGCUGUAUUCUACUCUCUUGCUCUUUACUUAUAGCAAUGUCGAUUUGGGCAUUUUGAGUUGUCAUGUAGGGCCUAGAUGUUCAAAUUCUGCCACAGCUCUGGGUUUCACAAUUCACGUUUGAGUAUGUUAAGCCUGGAAAAUUUGGGAA